AUAUAUAAAAUCCUUUUGACAUUCGACAGGACAAGUAUUCCAUGAAAAACAAUACAUUACAAUACUUAGCUCUCAACACAUUCCAAAAAAAUAUAAACAUUUGCGCCAAGAACAUUCAGUGGCAAUAGCAAACCAAUCGAUAUCCCACACAACCCUGAUAAUUGUGCAAAGAAAAGGCGAAAAAGAGAAAUUUAUAGAAAAAGUUCAAGUACUUUUCCAGUGAAUUGGUUUUAACGCAUACCCCUUAUAAACAAAGAGCUGCACAAUGACGUGGGAACCACAAGGAGACGGUCUGCAGCAGAUCAUUGCGAUCUUGAAAGAAUCUCAAUCCCCGGACACAGCGACCCAAAUGGCCGUACAAAUGAAACUGGAGGAAUUAAAUCGGUAUCCAGACUUCAACAAUUAUCUCAUCUACGUGCUGACAAAACUAAAAACAGAAGACGAGCCGACACGGUCGCUGAGCGGCCUAAUCCUAAAGAACAACAUCCGCAUUCAUGGCAGUACUCUGCAGCCGGAGAUCGUCGAGUAUAUCAAACACGAAUGCCUGCAGGCUGUGGGCGAUAUCUCGCCCCUGAUUCGGGCCACAGUUGGCAUACUGAUCACGACGAUUGCCAGCAAUGGAGGCUUGCACAACUGGCCCCAGCUGCUGCCGUCGCUCUGUGAGAUGCUCGAUAAUCCAGACUUCAAUGUGUGCGAGGGUGCAUUUAGUGCUCUGCAGAAGAUAUGCGAAGAUUCCGCCGAGAUCCUAGACUCGGCUGCCCUGAACAGACCCCUGAACGUGAUGAUUCCCAAGUUCUUGCAGUACUUCAAGCACACCAGCCCCAAGAUCCGUUCCCAUGCCAUCGCUUGCAUCAAUCAAUUCAUCAUUAAUCGCUCACAGGCGCUUAUGAUCAACAUCGACUCCUUCAUUGAGAAUCUGUUUCACUUGUCGUCCGAUGAAGAUCACGAGGUGCGCAAGAACGUUUGCCACGGACUCGUCAUGCUGCUCGAGGUACGCAUGGAUCGAUUGAUGCCGCACAUGUCGCAGAUAAUCGAGUACAUGCUGCUGCGCACCCAAGACUCCGAUGAAGGUGUGGCCCUGGAGGCAUCUGAGUUUUGGUUGUCGCUCGCCGAACAGAGUAUCUGCAAAGAUGUUUUGGCCCCCUAUUUGGCGCAGCUGGCGCCCAUACUGGUGCGCGGCAUGAGGUACUCGGAGAUUGAUAUUAUCCUGCUCAAGGGAAAUGUGGAGGAGGAUGAUAUGGUGCCGGAUCGCGAGGAGGAUAUACGCCCACGAUUCCACAAGUCCCGCACACACACAAUCAAGAGCGGCCAGGAGGCGGGCGGCGGCCAGGCCGGUGCCGCCGGCGAGGAUGACGACGAUGAUUACGAUGAUGGCCUGGACGAUGACAGCUCUCUAUCGGAGUGGAAUCUACGCAAGUGCAGUGCGGCCGCUCUGGACGUCCUGGCGAAUGUGUUCCGCGAGGAUUGUCUGCCCAUUGUGCUGCCCAUCCUGAAGGAGACGCUUUUCCACCAGGAGUGGGUGAUCAAGGAGAGUGGCGUCCUGGCCCUGGGCGCCAUUGCCGAGGGCUGCAUGCAGGGAAUGAUUCAACAUUUGCCGGAGCUGAUUCCGUACCUCAUCAGCUGUCUGUCCGACAAGAAGGCCCUGGUGCGCUCCAUCACCUGCUGGACGCUCUCGCGGUACGCCAAUUGGGUGGUCAACCAGCCGCACGAUCAAUACUUGAAGCCCCUGAUGGAGGAGCUGCUCAAGCGCAUCCUCGACUCGAACAAGCGCGUGCAGGAGGCCGCCUGUUCGGCCUUUGCUACCCUCGAGGAGGAGGCCUGCACGGAGCUGGUCCCCUAUCUGGAGUACAUCCUCAAGACGCUCGUCUUUGCCUUCUCCAAGUACCAGCACAAGAAUCUGCUGAUCCUGUACGAUGCCGUAGGCACCCUGGCCGACUCGGUGGGCCAUCAUCUCAAUAAGUCGCAGUACAUUGACAUUCUGAUGCCGCCUCUGAUCGACAAGUGGAAUCUGCUGAAGGACGAUGACAAGGACCUGUUCCCACUCCUAGAAUGCCUCUCGAGCAUUGCCACAGCCCUGCAAUCCGGCUUUCUGCCCUACUGCGAUCCAGUGUACAGACGCUGCAUAUCCCUGAUUGAGCAGACUAUUAACCAGGAAUUGCUGUGCAAACAGAACCAGACAACGGAUCAUCCGGACAAGGAGCGCAUGAUUGUGGCAUUGGAUCUGCUGUCGGGCCUCGCCGAAGGCCUGGAUCGUCACAUUGAGACACUGGUGGCAAACAGCAACAUCAUGCAUCUGCUCUAUCAGUGCAUGCAAGAUGUGCUCCCAGAGGUGCGCCAAUCGUCGUUUGCACUGCUGGGGGAUCUAACCAAGGCCUGUUUCCCCCACGUGCAUCCUUUUAUGGCCGAGUUCUUUCCCAUUUUGGGCCAAAAUCUGAAUCCCGACUUCAUUUCGGUGUGCAAUAAUGCCACUUGGGCCAUAGGAGAGAUAUGCAUGAAAUUGGGCGAGGAAACAAAGCAGUACAUACAUCUUGUACUCAGCGAUCUGUUCGUUAUAAUCAAUCGUCCGAAUACGCCCAAGACACUGCUGGAGAACACAGCAAUAACAAUCGGUCGUCUAGGUUAUGUGUGCCCGGUUGAAGUGGCUCCUUAUUUGCCCGAAUUUGUGCGACAGUGGUGCACAUCGUUGCGACACAUCCGGGACAAUGAUGAGAAGGACUCGGCCUUUCGUGGCAUGUGUAAUAUGAUCACGGUGAAUCCAGCUGGCGUGGUGCCCGACUUCAUAUUCUUCUGCGAUGCCAUUGCCUCGUGGGUGAAUCCACCACAAGAUCUGCAGCAGAUGAUCCAGAAGAUUCUCCAUGGCUUCAAGACACAGGUGGGUGAGGAAAAUUGGCGUAGAUUUGUGGAACAAUUCCCGCCAACACUGGCCGAGCGCCUGGUCACCAUGUACAACAUCUAAGCAGCCCACAUCAGCCAGCGGAAUGCAGAGCAGAGCAGAGCGGAGCAGACAGGAGACAGAGUUCUAAAACUAGACAAUUAUGUACAAGCAUGCGUCGUAGCAACGUUCGUAGCUUCGUCUUAAUCUUUAACACAGCCCUAAGUUAUCCGAUUCGAUGCUGUUCGAAUGUUACGUUAAUUAAUUGAAAUUGAAAACAGCAAAAGAAAAGAAAAAAACACACAUAAAACCACAUAACCAUAUGCAUAACCACAUAUACACUAUAUCGAUAUAUCUUAUAGAGAUUGAGCUAGAUAUCCAGCAUGCAUGCAUAUAUCCAAAAAAAAAAAAACAAAAAAGGAAAAAAAGAUUAGCAGAUCCUAGAUCUGGCCAAGAGCUUCUUUAGGCAGUCUGUCCUGUCCUGUCCUGUCCUGUCCGUCUGUUUAGAUCAAGUAUCAAUAGAAAACAACAAAAGUAUAUCCAUAGAUGACAUGAUGUGUUCCGGACGUACUUAACCGGAUCCAAGUGCUAUAGAACAUAUUCAACCCAACAACCCAACAGCCCAACAGCCCAACAAUACACUCAGAAUCAGCCCCAAGCGAAAUAGGGAAAUUAAUAAUGGGUAGACACACGGGUGUUUUCCCCAUUCGGUAAUUCAUGAAUAUAAUAAUAAUACAAACAAAAAUCAAAUCGAUCGUCGUAUCUCGUGUCGCGUUAAACUAUAAACGUUAACUGAAAGCGUUGGGCUAAUUGUGAAAUGAAAGUGAAUAGAAAUUGCAAAUGAAUAUACGUGGAAAAGAUUCAGCUAAACCAAAACUUUUACAAAUCAAAAUAAAGACUGAUGUUCAAACAAAACAAAAAAGAUUAAGAAAAACAAAUCCGUUCAAAGACAAACAGCAUUCAUCAACAAACGAUUUAUAUUUCACAAUUGAAACCCAACACUUUCAUGGAUAAUAAUGAUAAUAAAAACCAAAAAAUCGUCGCGUUUCGGGUUCUUCGCGUUCGCGUAUUCUCGUCGCUCUCGUCCGUUCGUAAAAUCGUAAUCGGUAAUCGGUCAAUCGUCAGUCGUCACGUGCGUGGUAUCUUAUCUCGUCGGGUAAACCAAAAAGGAAAAACAAAAAUCAAAUAAUACAAGGAUUACAAUAAUACAAUACAAAAUGCAACUGUUACAGAUACAAAAAUUUACUUAUACACUACACACACACACACAGACACACACACACACACACAUUACUACGGAUGAUAUUUAUUUACAAAAUUAUAGAUGUUUUUUUAUUUUAAAGAGAGAAAAAAUAGGAAGAAAAUUGAGAUUAGGAUUUCGUUGAGUAUAAUAAUUUGUUGUUUUUGUGCGAUCUGAAUAACUGAAUACAAAACAAUUGACUGAUCACUUUUUAAAGUAUUAUUAUAUAAUUUGUUUGCGUUGUAUAGGGACAAGUGUAAUUAAAAUUAUCAUUAUACGAGUACUACAUAUAAUUUUAAUCGAAAACUUUUGCUUUCAUUUUGUAUUGUAUAGGCUUUCGUCUUUUGCGUAAGAUCCUCUUUCCCAAAUAAUCAUUUAUAUUGUACAGAAAUUUGUAUUUUUUUUUUACAAUUAUUCGAUGAUUAGGGUGUAAAAACAAUGUACUACUAAAUGGAAACAAAAGUCUUUGAAAUUGUCGCGGAACAAAUGAAAAAAAAAAAAAACAAAAAAAGAGGAGAAUAGAGAAACUAAAACCAAAACUCAGUCAGAAUAAAACAAAAAGAUUAAGGAGAUAAAUGAUGAGUAAACCAAGUAAAUCUAAGUAAUAGUAUUAUGUAAUUAAAUGCAAACUUCGUUUAAGUUUGUGUUAAUUUUUUAUUUCG
This is a messenger RNA of Drosophila miranda, 4774 nucleotides long. It is a transcript of the gene Tnpo, whose product is annotated as transportin-1. Gene Ontology annotation, biological process: protein import into nucleus. Gene Ontology annotation, molecular function: nuclear import signal receptor activity; small GTPase binding. The transcript has 10 exons. NCBI's taxonomy places the organism in Eukaryota, Metazoa, Arthropoda, Insecta, Diptera, Drosophilidae. The record is from RefSeq and is a predicted model, not a curated record. Gene Ontology annotation, cellular component: cytoplasm; nucleus. Bases 266 to 2956 code for a protein of 896 amino acids.